UGAGCUACACCUGACAACAGACGCGGCGGUUUCAAAUCUUACAGAUUUAAUUAUCAUGUCCAAAAGAAAACAGGAUAACAAUUUCGAAAGAAACACUUUAGCCGAAGAGGGGCCCCGCUACUUUUUGAACCCUGAGUCUGUAAGCCACCACCUGUAUUGCUCAAUAUGCCAGGAGGUGUUCUCAGAACCACAGAGGGCCCCAUGUGGUCACAGUUUCUGUAAAAAGUGUAUUCUACCCUGGCUGAAACAUGGACGGACCUGCCCCGAAGACAGGAAACCCCUCCAAGCCCACCAGCUCCACAAUGACUUUAUCCUGGAGAACAUCAUUGGGGACCAGAUGGUGGCCUGUCCCCACAGAGGUGCUGGCUGUGAGUUUGUGGGGCAGCUCCAGCAGCUAGCUUCACACAAGAAGCACUGUGACUUCAACCCGUGCAACCUCCCCGAGUUUGUGCUGAAGAACACAUCCGACAGUCUGACUACCCCUCCCUGCGGCCAGCUGGAUGAAGAUGUUGUGCCAUCCCCGGGAAAGCCGUCCCUAAUGUUGAGGUUGUUCCGAUCCGGGGAGUCUCAGAAGCAGCUGCUGAAGUCCAUGUUUGAUGGCAAGGAAAACAAGCCUUCCUGACAGACCAUUUCCUGAACGACCCUUCCAUAUGUCAUUAUCUAAAUGGAUUUUCUCACACUCAUAAGAACAUGAGAUCAAUCAUUAUGACUUUGGGUUUUGUAAGUUAGAAAAAUUAGUUUGACAGCCUGGAGAAAUGAAAAUCAGGGACUCGAUCAAGAAAAAAGUAGAGCCACUUGUUGGGGUGUUGUGUGCAUCAUGUAAAACCUGCUGACCUCUUCCAAUCCGGGGUUCCAUGAUACACCUGGAAUAUCACUCAAAGUUGUAUGAAAUCAAUCUCUUUCAUUCCUGUGCUUACCUUAAAACACCCUGCCUCAUUUUCAAACCCACCCGCUUAUAUUCAUUUACAUCAGAAAAGAGAACAAAGGACUUUUAUGAGUUAUGAACAAUGAAUUGGCAGAAUCUGUCACAGUAUCUGCAAAUCCCCUAUAAUAAGCUUCCACUCAAAGUUGCUCGAGAGAAUCCCAUGGUUUGUUCUUUUUGUAUAUACUUGAAAGAUCAGUUUUGUAGAUCAUGGACAGACAAGAUAAGAAUAUCCGACUUGAAAGUACGGUAGUACAUUCAUCCAGUUUGGUGCAGAUUUUGGUUGUUACUGUGUAAAGUACUUGUAGAGACCUGAACAGUGAUAUCACCAGGCAUGAUAUCCAAUAUUACAUUUUACUACAUAAAGUACACAUGCAUCACAUCGUACAUUGAUUUGCUCAUUGUAGUCCAGUCUCCUCCAGUAUUUUGUUUUUUUUACAAAAUUAUCUCUGAUAUCUGGGUAUAAAUCUGCCCUACCUGCAACAGUUUACUGUCCGGGGAGAAUUUUCCCUAAAUCUGGAGAUUUUAUUACACGGGUCAUUUUUGUAAUACAUGUAUGCACAAAUUAUACUACCAUACAACAAUUGUAAAUAGCAUGUCAGUGACAUACAAGAGUGCUAAGUUAUUGUAUUUGAAUGUAUUCAGAUGUUUUUCACUGGUGCAUGUAUUCUGUAAUAAAUCAAAGAUGUGUCA
Haliotis rubra (blacklip abalone) is the source of this 1615-nucleotide messenger RNA. Its product is annotated as RING finger protein 151-like. The record is from RefSeq and is a predicted model, not a curated record. Gene Ontology annotation, biological process: protein ubiquitination. NCBI's taxonomy places the organism in Eukaryota, Metazoa, Mollusca, Gastropoda, Lepetellida, Haliotidae. The transcript has 5 exons. The coding region runs from base 56 to 622 and encodes 188 amino acids. Gene Ontology annotation, molecular function: ubiquitin-protein transferase activity.